This is a messenger RNA of Daphnia carinata, 5123 nucleotides long. It is a transcript of the gene Grp170, whose product is annotated as hypoxia up-regulated protein 1-like. The record is from RefSeq and is a predicted model, not a curated record. Gene Ontology annotation, cellular component: endoplasmic reticulum chaperone complex. Gene Ontology annotation, biological process: cellular response to hypoxia; RNA processing; negative regulation of hypoxia-induced intrinsic apoptotic signaling pathway. Gene Ontology annotation, molecular function: RNA binding; ATP-dependent protein folding chaperone; ATP binding. NCBI's taxonomy places the organism in Eukaryota, Metazoa, Arthropoda, Branchiopoda, Diplostraca, Daphniidae.
GGCACCAACCAUUCCUGGAGCGACUCGCGCACCUUCAAUCACCAUUUGACACGUGGCAACGUUUGAUAUCAUUGAGUGUAGUGUCAUCGUUGCACGAUUUUAUUGUUGCAGUUGCCGGUAGAGUAAGAAGUCUAAGAACUUCAGUUUAAUACGUGGAUCUAAGAAUAAUGCAAGACUUGAUCUAAUUUUCGUGAACGUGUUUACAGUUUGUCGCUCAAAUCUUCAGUUUGAGAAUUAAUUUAUUGUUUUUGUAAAGAAAAUGGCACGGUCACAAUUUCUUUGUUUAAGCCUGCUUGCAUUAUGUGCCGUAUCCUGGAAUCCAGUGCAAGGAUUGGCAGUUAUGAGUGUGGACUUUGGAAGUGAAUGGAUGAAAAUUGCAAUUGUUUCGCCUGGUGUACCUAUGGAAAUUGUUCUCAAUAAAGAAUCAAAGAGGAAAACUCCUGUUGCCAUUGCAUUCCGCAAUGAUGAGCGAACUGUUGGAGAAGAUGCAUACAAUAUUGGAGUGAAAUUCCCUCCCAAUAUGUACUUCUAUCUUCUAGAACUCUUGGGGAAAAGUAUUGACAAUCCACUUGUCCAACUUUAUCAGAAAAGAUUUCCAUAUUAUAAUAUUGUGGAGGAUCCUGAAAGGAAGACAUUGCUUUUUCAACAUGAUAGUGAAACAAAAUUCAGCCCAGAAGAACUUGUUGCCAUGAUUUUGACAAAAGCGAAGGAAUACGCUGAAAGCUUUGCGCAGCAACAAAUUUCAGAAACUGUAAUAACUGUACCUGCGUUCUUUGGUCAAGCAGAACGCAGGGCAAUGUUGAAGGCCGCAGAACUUGCCGGAAUCAAAGUACUACAACUUAUCAACAGCAACACUGCCGCAGCCUUGGACUAUGGUAUUUUCCGGCGAAAGGAUUUCAAUGAAACUGCCCAGAAUAUCCUCUUCUACGACAUGGGCGCCUCAAGCACCGUAGCUACAGUUGCUAGCUACCAAGUUGUUAAGACGAAAGAAAAGGGUUACGCAGAAUAUCAUCCACAAGUUAGCGUGAUUGGUCUUGGCUAUGAUCGCACGCUCGGUGGUUUGGAAAUCCAAAUUAGGUUACGCGAUUUUCUCGGCAAAGCUUUUAAUGAAAUGAAGAAAACUAAAACUGAUGUAUUCCAAAAUCCGAGAGCUAUGGCCAAACUAUUUAAGGAAGCCGGAAGAGUAAAAAAUGUUCUGAGUGCAAAUGUCGAUCAUUACGCCCAAGUGGAAAACUUGCUUGAUGAACAAGAUUUUCGUUAUCAGGUGACGCGCGAACAGCUGGAGAACCUCUGCUCUGACCUGUUUGAAAGAGUUACUGUUCCGAUCGAGCGCGCAUUGGCAUCAGCAAAGCUUACUUUGGACGAAAUAGGUCAUAUUAUCAUAGUAGGAGCUGGAACUCGUAUGCCGAAGGUUCAAGAAGUUUUGACCGCAUUCACGAAACGGGAACUUGGCAAGAAUUUGAAUGCGGACGAAGCUGCAGCGUUGGGUGCCGUUUAUCGAGCAGCCGACUUGAGCACUGGUUUCCAGGUUAAGAAAUUCAUGACGAAAGAUGCCGUGGUGUUUCCCAUCGAGGUCGAUUUCGAACGUGAGCUAGAUGCCGGAGAGGACAACAAAAAAGUUGUUAAAAUUGUACGUCGAACGCUAUUCCCUGCCAUGAACCCCUAUCCACAGAAAAAGGUUCUGACGUUCAAUAAGCACCAUGAAGACUUUACCUUCUACGUCAAUUACGGAAAUAUGUCAUCUUUGCCGGAAUCGGAAGUAGCCGUUAUAGGGUCGACUAACUUGACCAGAGUGCAACUUAGUGGCAUAGCCAUUGGUUUGGCUAAGCACCAAGAUGACGGUGCCGAAUUCAAGGGCAUAAAAGCGCACUUUUCUAUUGAUGAUAGUGGACUGCUUGGUCUUAGCACAGUUGAAAGUACGUUCGAAAAAAUCCAUCCUGUCGUUGAAGAACAACCUGAAGCUGCAAAUAACACUCAAGCCGACGGAACGAACAGUACAGAGGGCUCCAAUUCUACAGAAAAGAAUAACACUAGUACUAAACAAGAAAAGAAACCAAAAGUUGAAAUCAUAAAAGAAGAGAUUAGCAAAACAGAAUUUGUCCUUGAUCUUCAGGAUCUUACUGGUGCAUCUCUCACCCUGGUCCAGAAAAGAAUUAACGAAUUGAACGAAAAGGAUCGCGCUCGCAAAGAAAAAGAAAUAGCACAGAAUAAUCUAGAGACUUUCAUUCUGGAAAUCCAGGAUAAAUUGAGCCAGGAAGAAUUUCAGGCACUUGUGACUGAAGAAGACCGCACAAAAAUUUUGGAAAAAUGCUCUGAAACUUCAGAGUGGCUCUAUGACGAUGGGAGCGAUGUUGAAGCAAAGGAAUAUCAGAAAAAGCUGCAAGUGUUGAAAGAUCUUACUGGCGAAAUGUUCGAGAGACACCGUGAACAUCGAGACCGACCUGAGGUUAUCGCAGCAUUCAAAAACGCCCUGAAUGUUUCAACACAUUUUUUGAGUAAGUUAAGAAACGCUACUCCCGAUGAAAAAUAUCUAGAUGACGACGAUCUCGACGGACUGGAAACGCUUCUUGAAGAUAACCAAUCCUGGUUGGAUAAGAAAAUGCUGGCGCAAAAAGACGCACCGUUAUACGAGGCUCCUGUUCUCACGCUUAGGGCUAUCGCAGAAAAAAUGAAUACUAUGGAUAAAGAGGUAAAAAUGCUUGUGAACAAAGCAAAAAAUGCACGAACAAAACGUCUGAAAGAGUUAGCUGAGAAACUAAAGGAGUUCGACAAGAAGGCCAACGAUACCACGGAUGAAGCGAAAAAAGAAAGUGCCGAAAAGAAAGACAAAGACGCAGAAGACACAAAAGGAGACAGUGAAACUGAACAAUCUACUAAUCCUUUAGAAGAUGAUCAUGUUGAACUAAAUUUUUCUCUCCAAAUAAGUCCCUUUCUUAACGCCAUGGCAGUGCCGCGACGUGGAGUACUUCGACAUCACAAACAGCUAGCUGAAGCCGAAGUAAAAGAUAAAUUCGAAGAUUUGUUAGUGUUUGGAUACGCCUGCAAAUUGUUUCGGGACGACGAGAAAGCAGCGGAAAUUGAUCAAGGGAAACUGCUAAUACCAUGGAUGGGAGAUGAUUCAAUCAAGAUUGAUAGGUAUGAUGCGCGAGGCACGUUGUUUGACCUGAAAUCGCACGAAACCCCCCAAGGCGGCUACGAUCGCACCGAAGGGCUUACGUCUGAAGAAAAGCGCAUUGAGAGAUUGUGUGAUGAGGAACGCUAUUUCGCACUUUAUAAAGAUGAAGAGGAAGAGGCUGUCAUUAAAGAAGAGGAAAUCAAAAGGCUUAACCAAGAACUGAAUGAAGUAACAUCUGAGGAAGUUUCGUAUCAUCAGGUUCCCUUUAGCUACAACACCUCUUCUGAGGCCGAUGGUCCGAAUUUGAGCCCAAAAGAAGCACCCCUUCAAUCAACGCUUGGGCAGUUGGGUGAUGCCGUCUACGUACCUCCACCUAUGCUUGAUGUACCACCAGACAUCGUUGUGCCACCAACACAAAAGUUAGCAAGGAUUGUCGAAAAAACUGCCAACUUUAUUUCCUCUCAUGGAACUCAAAUGGAGAUUAUCGUCAAAGCCAAGCAGGCGAACAACCCCAUGUUUCAGUUUCUACAUUUUGACACCGCCUUGCAUCCUUUUUACCGUCAUAUACUUGCAGCCAUACGGAAUGGAAGUUAUGUCGUUCCAGCCGAAGAUCCUGUCGAAAAUGACGAGAAAGAAGAAUGCAAAAACAAUGGACAUGUUAAUGAAUCUGACAGUGAAAACGAAAAUUACUUACAUCCUAGCUUACAACCUAAAGCUUCAGAACAGGCUGUUCAUCGUGCAAUCGAGACAGAUUCUACCGAAGAUGUCCAGCCUAUACAACCGUCACUGGACGUUCGUCUUCUAAUGGAUAAAACGGCAAGUUAUAUGUCACGCAAUGGACGCCACCUUGAAUCUGCUGUUCAAAGCAAAGGCGACCCACGUUUUGUUUUUCUCAACCCGGAACAUGCUUUCCAUGGUUAUUACAUUCAGAAACUAUCCCUGUACAGUAGCAUGAAUCUGAACGUGGAAAUAACCAAACAAUCAGAAACACCCAACCAGUCCACAGAUAUAAAACUUGAUGUCAGGGAGAAAAGCCCUGCAGAGCGUUGUGCUAUUGAUCCUGAACUUAUGAAGACGGAACGUCGAAAAAAAGCUGCUUUAUUCCUAGAUCAAAUGAAAAGGGACAAGGCUACAGGUACUAAUAAACUUAUUACUUCAAAAUUAUCGAAAAUAUGUCCUUAUUUUACUAUAUGUUAAGGUAAAAGUGCAAUAGAAGAUGCCGAUCCGAUAGGCAUUGAAUCUACAAGUAGCUCAACGAAAAAUAGCAAAUCGUGCAGUCCUGAUGACAUAGAGAUCAUUGGUGCAGUUUCUGGAGAGGGACGAGAAAGAUCACGAAGCCGUUCGUUGUCUUGCUCUCCAUCCGAAAGUCGGCCGGAAAGAAAACGACGAGAUGUUCGUCGUCGUAGUCGGACACGCAGUCGAAGUCGAACACGACAUCGAAGCGUGAGUCGAACAAGGCGACGAAGUAGAGAGAGAAGUCGAAGUCGUACUAGACCCGUUCGUAGAAGUCCUUCACCUGAAAGACGCAGACGUCAACAUAAGAAACAUCGCAGUCGUGACAGGCGCCGAAAGGAGAAGAAGAAACGCCACAGUCGUGAUCGAUUACGUAAGAAGCGUCGUCAUCGAUCUCGUAGUCGUUCAGCAAGUGAUAGCCUCAGUCGAAGUAGAAGCCGAAGUAGAAGUCGUAUGGACAGCAGUCGAUCAGCCAGUGAGUCCAGGGUUUCACCGAUUACGUCCGCUGUUCGUAAACUUGCAGCAGACGCUGCUGCUUCCAAGAGCUGUUCCGAGGCUUCGAGUCCACUGCCGUCGCAAUUACUGACGAUUCAGCCCGCUUUCGCGAAAAUUGCUGAGGGUAUUCGAGCCAAGGUGAUCGCCAUGAUUGAAGGCGAUAAAAAGUAGCUGCAUCCUAGAAGGGAAAUGAAACCGGAUAUAUGGCGUUUUUAUUCGAUCCUCCUGUUGCAACUAAAUCAAUAAAUGGAUAAUAAUUUUUUGCCUCUACCUUCAACUA